AGCGCGGGGCACAGGAGCGCGGCGGGGCGGCGUCGCGCGCGCGGAACCGCCGCCGGGUUGCUGCUCGGCGACUGUCCCGGAGCUGUUUGUUCGCGCCGGAGCUCGACGCAGACUAAGAUUUUGAAAAUGCCAAGUAGAAAAUUUGCCGAUGGCGAGGUGGUGAGAGGUCGCUGGCCUGGGAGUUCGCUUUAUUAUGAGGUAGAAAUUCUGAGCCAUGACGCCGGCUCCCAGCUCUAUACCGUGAAGUACAAAGAUGGAACCGAACUGGAACUGAAGGAGAAUGAUAUCAAGCCUCUGACUUCUUUUAGGCAAAGGAAAAGUGGCUCCACUUCCAGUUCUCCUUCCAGACGCCGAGGGAGUCGGUCACGGUCCCGGUCCCGGUCCCGGUCCCCGGGCCGAUCCGCUGGCCGGCCACCCAAGAAUUCCCGUCGGUCAGCAUCGGCUUCCAGCCAGGCUACUAUUCCCGAUAUUAAGAAAAUGAGGAAGGAAGUAUUGGAAGUGAAAUUGACUCCCCUGGUAUUGAAGCCAUUUGGAAAUAGCAUCCACAGAUAUAAUGGGGAGUCUGAGCACGUGGAGAAGAAUGACUUGCCUUACAAAAACACAGAGGAAAAAUUCCAUUUGUCACAAGAUAGUAGCUACAUUGCUACACAGUACAGCCUGCGCCCAAGAAGAGAAGAGAUCAAAUUAAAAGAGAUCGAUUUUAAGGAAGAGAAAAGGGUUACGAAAGGACCAACAUCACUGAGAACCUUUGAAGCGCCAACGAUGGCACAGACGAAAGACUUGGAGUUUGGAGGAGUCCCGGGUGUGCUUUUCCUCAUGCUUGGGCUGCCUGUCUUCCCUUUCCUGCUCCUGUUGAUGGGUCAGCAGAAGGAUCCCAGUCUUCUGAAUUUCCCUCCUCCCUUGCCGGAUCUGACUGGUUUAUGGGAGACCAGAGUGUUUGGGAUCUACCUUCUCUGGUUUUUCCUCCAGGCUCUGUUCUACAUACUGCCGAUAGGAAAGGUUGCAGAAGGAACGCCUCUUUGUGAUGGAAGAAGACUCAAAUAUAGAUUAAAUGGAUUCUACGCUUUUCUCCUGACGGCUGCAGCGGUUGGUGCCUCUCUCUUUGGGGGCAUCGAGUUUGAUUAUAUGUACAAUCAUUUCCAGCAGUUUGCAUUGGCAGCCACGGCAUUUUCUGUGGUCUUGAGUUUUUAUCUCUACUUUCGGGCCCUGAGAGCACCGAGGGAUAAACUGUCGCCUAACAGCUCUGGAAAUGCCAUCUAUGAUUUCUUCAUCGGCCGGGAAUUAAAUCCUCGGAUUGGCUCCUUUGAUCUCAAAUACUUUUGUGAAUUGCGUCCUGGAUUGAUUGGAUGGGUGAUAAUUAACUUGGUGAUGUUAAUGGCUGAGAUGAAGGUACACAAUCGAGAGACUCCAUCGGUAGCGAUGAUUCUGGUGAAUAGUUUCCAGCUCCUUUACGUGGUGGAUGCUCUCUGGAACGAGGAGGCAGUUCUGACCACCAUGGACAUCACCCACGAUGGCUUUGGAUUCAUGCUGGCUUUCGGAGAUUUAGUGUGGGUUCCAUUCAUCUACAGCUUCCAGGCCUUUUAUUUAGUCAAUCAUCCUCACGAAGUGUCUUGGCCUGUAGCCUCACUCAUUAUCGUUCUGAAACUUUCUGGAUAUGUGAUCUUCCGAUGUGCAAAUUCUCAGAAAAAUGCAUUCCGGAAGAAUCCUGCUGAUCCGAAGCUCGCACAUUUAAAAACGAUUCAUACAUCAACGGGAAAAAAUCUCCUCGUGUCUGGUUGGUGGGGCUUUGUCCGCCACCCCAAUUAUUUGGGUGAUCUCAUCAUGGCCCUGGCUUGGUCUCUGCCUUGUGGAUUUAAUCACAUUCUGCCGUAUUUUUAUGUGAUUUAUUUCACCGUGUUGCUUAUCCAUCGAGAAGCUCGUGAUGAGCAUCACUGUAAGAAGAAGUAUGGCUUGGCUUGGGAAAAGUAUUGCCAACGUGUGCCCUACCGUAUAUUUCCUUAUAUUUACUAGUCUCUUGCCUUGUUUGUAAAAUGCUCCUGCAGUUCUGGCUUUCGGCUGUGAAAACAAGAAGAAAAUCCAAAAUGAACCCUUUUUCAUUGCACUGACGGGAUCUUUACAUUUUCUUUUUCCUUUUUGAGUCAGGACUAAUGUAUGUUACUCCAACUUUGUCUAUUUUUUUUAAUUAAAUCCUAACAACAUCAGGGAAAAUAGAUAAAGAAGUUAGAAUUUUUAUUCUAGUUAGCAGGAAAAUUUUAACCCUUUAAAUCUGAAAGUCAUUUGUUUAUGGUCAGAAUUACUAUUUGGGUUACUAUUUAAGUUUUGAAUUUUUUUUUUUGGUUACCUGUUGUUUUUUCUUAUAAAAACACUGUUACAUUUAAAGUACACUUACAUUCUGCAUUUAGAAUAAAAUUUUAUUCAUUUCCCUUUUGAUCAUUUACUCGUUGUAUGAUUUGAAAGUAGAAAUUGGUCUUAUAUGAACUGUUCCUUAUGAAGAGGGUUGAAAGGUAAUUUAGUAUACAUUGUCAGGGAGAUUAUUAGUAGCAGUUUGCUUUACUUCGGCUUCUACAAAGAAACAGCAUUUGAAAAUGUAAAUACUUAGCUUUUAUGUAAUAUAUGGGGACUUCAGAUUUGUCUGUACAGUAUUUUGAAUGUGAUAUAAUUAUCAGGACUAAGUAUCUUUUUAACGAAAACAUUUUCAGUAUUUUCAAUUAAGUUUUGUAAAGCAAUAUAUGUGAAUUAAAAUCUUUGAAACAAUUAGACUACAUUUAAUGUUGUGUAGAAGAUACUUUCAAAAUGCAGGAAGGGUAUUUUUCUUAAUCCAAAGUUUGUGAAUUUGGCUUUGCUACCUCAAUUGCAGGUGUUUUGUUUGCCUUUAUAAACUAUUGCAAAUAGAAAAGUAUAUAUUUUUAGAGUAACAUCACUAUUUAAGCAUUUUUACACAGAUUGGUGUUUGAAAAUUUGCCAUUUAGGCUAAUAUUUUUAUAUGUUUUUGACUUUUUAAAUUAAACAGUAUUUUUGCUACUGUUUAGCUUUAUGCAGUUUAUACUGUAUUUUGUAUAUCCUUUAUAUGUACAGAACUCUACUGCCUAUAAAGGAGUGUUGUUUAUCUUUAGAAGUCUAUUCAUCUAAAAAAAGUAAUAGUUUAAAAUGUCUUAAAUAGAUUUGCAUAAGGUAGCUUUUGCCAUUGCGUUUAGUUUUGUUCACACAGUCUUGUUUUUAAUUGUCCUUUAAGGAACAAUAGAAUAGCAAAUUCAUUCAACUUUUGUAUUCAAAGUAAAAUUGCUUUCAGUAUGGUAAAUAUAAGGAAUCUAAUAAAUAUAGUGUAUAUGUUUGGGUUUUUAAUGAUACAUUUUAUAUAUGAGCCAUUUAGAUACAGUGUUCUGUAUUGCUUUGAAGUGUAUGUUGACUUAGCUUAUGUUAAUACAGAUCAUGAACUUGGUUUGCUGUAGCAGUCUGCAUCCUAUAGAUUCUUCAAACAUAGUUUUGGUGAAAUUGUUAAUUUUUUAAAUUAUUAUUAUAUUUUCCUCCUGGCAUGGGAGAGUGUCAUGGGAAUUUCAGGGAGGAAAGAAGGUAAUUCUGUUCCUGGUAAUGAGAAAAAAAAGAGCCUCUGCUACUAUUUCUUGAUUUCAGCUAUCAUCUGUAAUUUUGUUUUGACAUAUUUGUUUGACACGUUUUAUAAUUGUUUCAAGUUGGAAAUAAUAUUGGAAAUAAAAAGAUGUUGCUUUGA
Molecule: messenger RNA, 3727 nt
Organism: Sorex fumeus (smoky shrew)
Lineage: Eukaryota; Metazoa; Chordata; Mammalia; Eulipotyphla; Soricidae
Gene: LBR
Product: lamin B receptor
Exons: 14
Coding region: 127-2010 (627 amino acids)
Biological process (GO): sterol biosynthetic process
Cellular component (GO): nuclear inner membrane
Molecular function (GO): oxidoreductase activity, acting on the CH-CH group of donors, NAD or NADP as acceptor
Source: RefSeq, a predicted model, not a curated record